Messenger RNA from Exophiala mesophila, 5243 nucleotides. RefSeq lists its product as uncharacterized. Bases 259 to 5187 code for a protein of 1642 amino acids. The transcript has 2 exons. Gene Ontology annotation, biological process: regulation of GTPase activity; regulation of actin cytoskeleton organization. Lineage: Eukaryota; Fungi; Ascomycota; Eurotiomycetes; Chaetothyriales; Herpotrichiellaceae. Gene Ontology annotation, cellular component: cytoplasm. The record is from RefSeq and is a predicted model, not a curated record. Gene Ontology annotation, molecular function: GTPase activator activity; protein binding.
GCUACACCUUCAUGCUCGCACUCGCCUCCAUCAUCUUGAACAAUGCUGUAGCCUUUCUACAUAAUCACAGCAUGCGACAUCUCGAAUCCGCUUACCUGUCGACCGAGUUUUGUGCAGCACGUUUGAUGUGGCCGCUUGGAUGACCUGAAUGUCACCUUGAGUUAUCGUUGAUCUGCGGAGGAUGCCCCGAGCGCCGAAAUAUCACACUCACCCAAAUCUUGUUUCUAAAGCCGAUCCUGAAUCACUACCACCACCGGCAUGUCUUCUCACGCCCUUCGUCGUGCGCAGACAGACAACCAGUUCGGAUUUCCUCUUCGCCAAACCUCAAACGCUUCAACGGUGUCUUCAGCAUAUUCUGCCGCAUCAAGUGCCUUCCAUCCUAGCCGAACGAGUACUGUCACCUCGACGAGUUCAAGCAUUUACUCCAGAGGGUCACCAGGACACAAGAAGGCUAUAUCUGACACCGGAGAGAUGACACCAACCAGAACAUAUGGUGGUCAAUCCAGUAUCGACAACAGUCCUGAUCACGUAUACCGAAACAUUCGCCAAUCACUGAGGCCUCUCCCUCAAGCACCAUCCUCCAAUUCCACUCCACAAGCCGCACGAUCUGGCUCGGUUUAUGCCAGGGCCCAAGCAAUAGACCCCUACCCUCAAUCUCACUCCGAAGAUCCUUUUGUUGAGAAACAUCUCCAUCAACACUACGCCGAGCCUAUUCCUUCACGGCCGCAUCUACAUCAUUCCAAUACCAGCCCACACGCCCACACAUUCAAAGCUCCCGAUCUACAAGACUUGCAAAAGUCAUCCACUGCCCAGCUGAGAGCAUUGUCAAGAUUUGCUGAGAAUGGAGAGGUGGAAGAGUAUGGCGUCAGCAGACCAAGUGCGUCUGUCGUUGGUAUGCAUAACCGGCGGCAACUGAAACGUGCUGAUUCCGUCGCCGGCCCAGAUCGGUCCCUAGCUAAGAGUUAUGGAUGGGGCGACCGUAACUGGAUGGACAAGCAGCGUCAGUUUCUCCAAGCCUACGAAUAUCUCUGUCACAUUGGAGAAGCCAAAGAAUGGAUCGAAGACAUCAUCAACAAACCUAUCCCAGCCAUUGUCGAACUUGAGGAGGCUCUGCGCAAUGGUGUUACCCUGGCCGAAAUUGUCCAAGCGUUCUACCCAGACCAGCCUCUCAAGAUCUGUCGACAACCAAAAUUGCAAUUCAAGCACUCUGACAACAUCGUCUUGUUCUUCCGCUUCUUGGAAGAUGUCGGCCUACCAGACUUAUUUCGAUUCGAACUGAUCGAUCUCUAUGAAAAGAAGAAUAUCCCAAAAGUUAUCUAUUGCAUUCACGCCCUGUCGUGGCUUCUCUAUCGCAAGGGCAUGGUCGACUUUCGCAUUGGAAAUCUUGUCGGCCAGCUCGAGUUUGAACAUCACGAGCUUGAGCAGACGCAGCGUGGACUCGACAAGGCAGGUGUCAGUAUGCCUAGCUUCACUGGCAUGGGUGCAAGCUUUGGCGCGGAACCAGAACCAGAGCCUGUCGAAACCGAGGAGGAAAGGAUCGAUCGAGAAUUGCAUGAGCAGGAAAUGGCAGUCCUCGACUUCCAAUCUCAGAUCCGAGGAGCCCUCACGAGACUACGCUUGGGCGAUACCAUGCAACAGCUGUGGGAUGCUGAAGAAAGCUUGAUCGACUUCCAAUCCCGAAUUAGAGGUGAUUGGGCAAGGCAAAUUGUCGGGUACAGAAUGGACAUGCAACGGUUUGCCACCAAUCUUCAGACGAUUUCCCGAGGUUAUCUUGCUCGAUGCCACCUGCAGAAGACACAAAACAUUUGGAAAUCUCGAGAAAAGGAUGUGCUAAAACUGCAGAGCCUGUUCCGUGCCAGCAAAGUGCGUGCAGAGAACAAGACACUUAAGACACAGUCUCGUAAACAAAUUGCGGGCAUUCGAGACUUCCAAGCUGCAAUUCGAGGAGCGCUUGCACGCCGAGAUGUGGAGGAUCAGUAUGAAGCAACGAGGACUGCGGAAAAUGAAAUCUACAACCUCCAAGCCGCUGCUCGGGGCAUGCUGGCCAGAAAGAGACUCAAUGAUGAACACGCCUAUCUUGAACGUCAAGCUCGCACCAUCACCCAUUUGCAAUCCAACAUCAGAGCACUGCUACUUCGAAACGACAAUAAACAGGUGCAAAGAAGACUCGAGGCCUCGACGCAGAGCUGGGCUACCUUGCAGGCCGUGAUACGAGCCAACAAAGUCAGGCGAGAUGUGUUGUCGCAGAAGAGAGCAUUGAAAUCUCAUGCUCCCAACAUAGCCUCUUUCCAGGCAAUCCUUCGAGCCGCAAAUGCCAGAGAAUCUUACAAUGCUCUUAGGCUCGCCCUUCUGAGACAAUCGACCGCAACUAUACCAAUCCAGGCAAAAUUCCGGGGCUUCCUCGUUCGUCAUCAAAUACAAAAACAACAAGCUAUGCUAGCACGUCAUGUUUCAAGGGUAGUUCAGCUGCAAUCGCUUUCAAGGGCAGCGAUGCUUCGUUCACGCACAGGAGACCUGCUUGCAAAGCUUGAUGAUCACGAAACCGAGAUUGUCCAGCUACAAUCGCUAACUCGUGCCAUGCUUCACAGAAGCCGUCUUGGAGACUUGUUGGCUUCUCUGGAUGACCAAGAGGACUCGAUAAUUUCUAUUCAAGCCAGCAUAAGAGCAGCUGCGGUGCGCUCUAAGUUUGCAGAGAAGCAAAAAUUCUUCAAGGAAAACAUGGAAAAGGUCGUCAAGAUUCAAAGUGUAGUCAGGGCGAAAAUUCAAGGCAAGGCAUACAAAAGUCUUACUACUGGCAAAAACCCUCCUGUUGGCACAUUGAAGGGUUUCGUGCAUCUCCUCAACGACAGUGACUUUGAUUUUGAGGAAGAAAUCGAGUUUGAGCGUCUUCGCAAGACAGUGGUUCAGCACGUCCGACAGAACGAGCUCGCCGAUCAAUAUGUGACACAACUCGACAUCAAGAUCGCUCUGUUGGUGAAGAACAAAAUCACACUUGAUGAAGUCGUCAAACAUCAACGACAUUUCGGUGGACAUGUUGGCACCCUACUUCCGAAUUCCGAUAUCUCGUCCAAAGAUCCCUUCGAUCUCAAGGCACUCAACAAAGCAUCGAGGCGGAAGUUGGAACACUAUCAGGAGCUUUUCUUUCUGCUGCAAACACAGCCGCAGUACCUGUCGAGGCUUUUCAAACGAAUCCGAGAACAAGCUACCCCGGAAAAGGAAUGUGAACGGAUCAAGCACCUCGUCAUGGGACUAUUCGGGUAUGCGCAAAAGCGCAGGGAAGAAUACUACCUGGUGAAGCUGAUUGCCAGAUCAAUCAAGGAAGAGGUGGACUCAGCCUUGUCUCUUCAGGAUUACUUGCGAACUCAUGCAUUCUCCAACAAGCUCUUUUCGGCUUACACCAAAUCGCCGCGAGACAGGAAGUUCUUGAGAGAUGUCUUGGGUCCUUUGGUGAAGGAGAAUAUCAUCGAUAAUCCCGAACUAGACCUUGAGAGCGAUCCGAUGCAGAUUUAUCUCUCUGCCAUUAAUGAUGAAGAGCUACGCACAGGGCAGCGAAGCCAUCGAGAUCCAAAUGUACCGAGAGAAGUCGCUAUUCGAGACCACGAAACCCGCGCAACAUUCAUCGCACAUAUGCAAGACUUGCGGGAUAUUGCCGACCAAUUCUUCCUUUGCUUGGAGGACUGCUUACACCGAAUGCCAUUCGGCGUACGAUUUGUCGUUCAACAGACAUAUGAACUGCUUUUGGAGCGUUUCCCUAAUGAGGACUCGGAGCACGUUGUCCAGCUUGUUGGACAAUGGCUGUGGCGAACAUAUCUUCAACCUGCCCUGCUUGAACCUGAGAAACAUGGAGUUGCUGAUCGAGCCAUGACUCAAGAGCAAAAACGCAAUCUGGGUGAAAUCGCCAAAGUCUUGAACCAAGCAGCCGCUGGGCGGGAAUUUGGAGGUGAUAAUGUCUACUUGCAACCGCUAAACAACUAUAUCAGGGAAUGCAUUGGCCGGUUUGCCAUUGUCUGGAGCCACAUCAUGGCUAUUCCGCCGGCGGAAGAGCAUUACGACAUUGACGAGUUCAAUGAUCUGUACGCAAAGACCAAACCGACUUUGUAUAUCAAAUUGUCCGACAUCUUCUCGGUUCACAAGUUACUCUCGCAAGAGGUGGGAAUGAUCUGCCCGAGCCAGGAUGAUGGUCUUCGAGACAUCCUCCGCGAAUUGGGUAGCGUCCAGAGCAAUGAAAGUGAACUUCGAGGAGUCAGUGUGGGUGAGAUUAGUCUGACACUGAGUCCCAAGUUGCUCAACUCUCAAGACCCCGAUGCCGAUGUCAAGGCUUUAUUUACCGAAACUAAGCGAUGCGUCCUCUACAUUAUUCGCAUCCAGUCUGGCGCCAGCCUGCUCGAGAUAUUGGUGAAGCCAGUCACCCACGAGGACGAAGAAAAAUGGGAGAAGCUUGUUGAAGAGGAGCUUGCAUCGGGUAGUCGCCGACAUGGAGCCUACGCCGAUGCAAGCACUCAUUUGGACAUCACAUCCCUGUCCUAUCAUGAUUUGAAGAGCAUUGCUUUGGAGAAUGUGCUUCAAUUAGAGUCAAUUGGGCGUCUAACCCGCAGCAACCAGUACCAAGAUCUCUUGAACAUCAUUGCGGUCGACAUUCGAACCAAGCACCGCCGGAGAUUGCAACGACAGCGGGAACUGGAAAACGUGCGGACCACACUGGCAAGGCUGAACGAGCAAGCAGUUUACCUGGAGCAGCAACUCAAAACAUACAACGACUACAUUGAGCAAGCUAUGGUGACACUGCAGAACAAAAAGGGCAAGAAAAAGUUUGUUAUGCCUUUCACCAAGCAGUGGGACCACGAACGAGAACUGCAACGGUCAGGACGAUCUUUCAAAUUCGGAUCCUACAAGUACUCGGCACGAACUCUUGCUGACAAGGGAGUCUUGGUGCACUGGCGGGGAUACAGUGAACGACAAUGGGAUCGAGUAGACCUCACGUUUUCAUCCAACGAAGUCGGGAUGUUUACAAUUGACGGAUCAUCUGGCAACAUGAUGAUCCCUGGAGCGAACGCACAGGUGCCGCUGGACGAUCUGCUGCAAGCCCAGUUUAAUAACACGCAGUUCUUGGAGUUCUUCGAGGGAGCGCUUCGGGUGAAUGUCAACCUUUUCCUUCACCUGAUUAUGAAGAAAUUUUAUAAUGAAUGAGACUAUGACUGCAGCGAUAUUCGCAUUGGUAUGGGGAUUGGCAUUGGAAGGUGGGA